Scleropages formosus (Asian bonytongue) is the source of this 3023-nucleotide messenger RNA. RefSeq names its product eva-1 homolog A, regulator of programmed cell death b (gene eva1ab). The coding region runs from base 779 to 1270 and encodes 163 amino acids. The record is from RefSeq and is a predicted model, not a curated record. The transcript has 3 exons. Lineage: Eukaryota; Metazoa; Chordata; Actinopteri; Osteoglossiformes; Osteoglossidae.
AGAAGUUUCUCUGCGUUUGUCUCCUGUCAGCACCCAACGAUGUCAAAAGAGAGGAAAUGACUUUUUUCAUUCUCCCCAGCGACUCUCAGCACCUCCACCCCCUCCUCCUCUUACCCCUUCCAACCCCCAUUCCAUUCUCUUUCCCGCUCUGACUGAACCAGCCUCCCCCUGGCGAGUGAUUCCACUCAGCUCAGUCACUCUCCUGCGGCCAGAGCUCACCUCCGUAUCUUCCCCCGUCUCUCUGACGCAACCUCCUCAGCGCUCGUGUUUUUUCAACCUGUGCCUCCUCUUGUUUUCCCAAGCCUGGCUCUCUCUCCCUUCCUUGCAUCCUGUCUCUUGCUGCCAGACUUUUUCUGGGAGCCCAGAUGGGAAAAGUGCAUGUAAGAAAACUUCCCGGCACUCAGUCAGUGACAGACGAUACCUCUGUGCACAUCGUGUCCUUGUUCCCCUGAAUGGUUUUGGUCCCCCGCUCUGCUGCCCCCAGCUGUGAGAGGAAGGGGUGGUGUGUGGGGGGGGGGGGGGGGGGGAUCUGGAUGCUGUGGAUCGCUGUUUGAGGGAUUGAGGAUUCACUCCUUGGGACCCGAAAUAUUGGCAGCAGAAUCCAGACUGUGUGGAGAAUACAGGCAUCUUUCUAAAACCUCUUGGAUAAAACUCUCCUGGCCGUGUUUUUGAAACCCACAGAUGAGAAGCGUGAAAGGUCAUCGGUCUAUAUGCUGUUGUGGAAAGGACCUUCUAGGACAGCGUGGAUGAGUGACCCCUCUAGGCACGGAAGUCCUUUAUGAACACCAGGGUAGUCAACACAGAGAUGGCCCUCAUCAGCAAUGCCUUGGCAGCCUAUGGCUUCAUAAUAGAUCACCCAGAACGUACGGCGCUCUACUUCAUGUGCGGGGUGUGUCUCGGCCUGCUCCUCACACUCCUGGCCUUGGUGGUGCAGAUCUCCUGCCGCGUGGACUGCGGGGGUGGGCGCAGCAGGUGGAGAAGGAAGCGGCGGCGGCCGCCGGGCACCGCGCGCCGCAGGAUCGCCGAGACGAGAGGCCGAGACAGCAGCGACAGCAGCGGCGGCAGCGACUCGGACUGGGAUGCGAGCUCCGACCUGUCCGCGCGCCGGCGCCGCCGCUUCGAGCGCACGCUCCGCACAAACGUGUUCGCGUCGGCCGAGGAGCUGGAGCGGGCGCAGCGGCUGGAGGAGCGCGAGCGCAUAGUUCGCGAGAUCUGGAUGAACGGGCAGCCCGACGUUGGCGGCGCUCACACGCUCAGCCGAUACUGCUAAAGCCACGGACGACGGGGGGGUCUGUCGUGGACCUGGCGGGGAAGGGCUCUCCGGGCCCGCUCCGGCUGUGGAAGCGCUUCCCGGACUCACGUCAACUGCUUCUAUCUUGGUGAGCCUUUUUUUUUUUUUGCGGUGACACUCAGCUCCUCCACGUACGAAGCAAGGCCGCGAAGGGCAGAGCGGAGGAGGUGGGAUUACUGAGAAAGACCCUUCCUCCAAAGACUCGGAGACCUCAGUGAGGCCCGUCACACAGUAAAGGGAAAAGGUCACACAGCUUUUUAUUGACUUUGCUCUUAGAGGAGGUGGAUGACAGUGAGCGCAUCGCAUUGCUGUAGGAGCCCUUGCUUUUUUUUUCUUUUUUUUUUUUAAACCGCUUUCGUCCAGCAAUGAAAAAAGGCGCCUUAAAAUAUGUCCUUUGUGAGACCGGCGAGCAAUCGCGAGAGCCCAACUGGAACAUUUGGCUGAAACAUGACUGUUAAAAAAAUACGUUGUGCAGAAACGCAGAACCAAAAAUGUCUGAAACUCAUCUCAGCCUUUGUGAGGCCUGUAACAUUAUUGCUGAAUGGUUGUCUUAGCGUUUAUAAUAUUUUUAUACAGUGGCAUUGUUUCUGAAGGGCAUCUCAGGGAUUAUAUCCUGAUGUUUUCAAAAUGGUAAUAUUUUUUUGUGUUCUUUUCCUCCAAGAAAAUAUAAGCACUUUUUCGCGUGGGAUGAUGAGUAUGCAUAUUUUACUGGAGAAAAAAUUUAGUAUCAUAUUUCUGUGGUUUAAAGACAAAAAAAAAAAAAAACAUUUUCAUGUGCCGUGAAGGUUGUUUGGUAACGCAGUUACAGUAAAUCCCAUUAAAAGUGUCUUAAUAGGUUAUUAACUAUCCCCCAUUGCUUUUCCUCAACUUUCUAUUAGGAUGUAAUGCACCCAGGACUGUAAAAAUAUACAUUUGAGGAAGACAUUCGCACUUAAACUGUGUGGUUCGAUGUAUGGAUGGGGCAUUUAGACUACGGUGUGAGGGACAGCAAGUCAAGUGGCGUAAAAAAUUUUAUUUUGAUGUAUGUCAAGAGAGGCUUUAUCGUUUGAUUUAUUUACUGUGCCAUAUAAAGAGCUGGUACAGAACACAGUUAGACGAAACAACGUCCCUCCGUGUACGAACAUAUAAUGGGAAAUGCGCCCCUGGGGAGGGUGGGCAUUUAAAGGAGCUCAUGUGUCCAUUCCUCGUUCUUCCCGUUUUGAUACGGACCUUUCGGAGUUCUGCCACCAAUGUUCAUUCACCUAGAAUAAACAUCAGGCAUUCGUUAAAAUAAAAACGACACAAUAUCCCUGGAGCUUGAAUCAGUUCACUCUGCGUGUCAACGACAGAGACUGGCUUUAAACUUUGCGGACUCCAUACGCGAAAUGAAAAAUCAGCUCAGGAAUAUUGUGCAGUGCUGGCUAAAUAAGAGCGGCCCCCCCGUACCCCAGCCGUACCCCAGCCGUACCACAUAGCGCUCGUGGAUUGAACGGAACGUGUAGCGUGUGCUUGACAGCAAAGACAAAAUGAGGAAAUAAACCGCAAGGUUUGCAUUGAAAGUUUACGGUGACAAUGGAGUGGUGUUUCAGGUGGGCCGAAGGCUUGCGACUGUGACUAAACGCAGCGUAUGCUCAUUGAAUAAACUGUAUAGGGAAAAAGCACAUGUUUCCUUUGUUUGGUUUUAGAGAGCGAACAUGUAAAUCUCACACACACACGUUGUCUGAAACCACUUGUCCCAAGCAGGGUCGCGGCA